GAGGCGUUACAAGUAACGUGUUACUUUUCAAUUAACUCAGUCUGCAUAUUAAAUAUAUAAAAUAACGAUAAAAGUAACGAUUAUAUAUAUUCAUUACCGUUGUCCAAAAACUGUAACUAAUGCGUUACAUACUACUGUUACAAACAAGAAAAUGUAACAUUGUUACUCAUACUCAUUCAGAAAAAAUUAAUUUUAACGUAACGACGUUGCAAAAGUAACGUGUUAUUUCUGAAUUAUAUGACAACAAUCCAUCAUUUCAUUAAAAAAAAAAUUUCAUGUGAAAAAUUGACUUUUUCAAAAUUUUAUUUUAUCGUAAUUAUUUGUCUAAAUUACAUCACUUUUGUCAGAAAUAUUUUUUGCCUGUCAGAAUCAGUUUUUGAGAUAUUAGAUUGGACUGCACGUUUAAAAUAAGACAUCCUGUAUAUGUUAAACGUUACCAUAGUAAAAUAUAUAUAUAAUUUAUCGCAUAGAUACCCUUUAUAUUGAAUAGGCCUAUAGGGGCUAUAGAUAGUUGAUAGAUAAACAACGUAAAUCUUUCGGGACAAAAUUGUAUGUACGCACUUAUAUAGGUACAUACGUAUAAGCUUUCGAAAGUUAUAAAAUCGAGUGGAUCAUGCGGCUAAUCUCGAUUGAUACAGAUUUCGAAUAUGUAAUACAAAAGUCGGAACCGCAAAAAAUAUGCUUUGGUUCCGGACAGUCGCGCGAUACUUCUCGGAAAGGUAUGAGUUCCUUCAUGAGGUACUAUACCGCGGAAGAUUAUUCCAACAUAGGACCCGGUUCUUACGACGUUUUGAAAUCUUUCAACGCCAUUAAAACCAGGCCGUGCUGUUAUAGUAUUAGCAAAAGGGGUUACAGCGGUCUUGCACGAUUUGCCCAACCUGUCGCUUACACAAAAGAUUAUACAUCAUCCGAUUAUGUUUCUGCUGUUCCUGAGCACAUUAAAGCGCAGAAAUAUCCGUUCAUGUCCACCAGCAAGAGAAGAAUCUUCGAUAUUAACAAAAAUCCAGGGCCCGGAACAUACAAUGUUCUUAAGGAUCAGAUAAAAGGUAUUACGUUUGAACAUAGUUUUGGUGGUAAAGUUAAAAUGCAACUCGGUGUCGAUUUCAAGUGUUGCAAUCGCAACACAAAUAUUUGCAAGAUGUGCGGCAAAACACCAACUGAAGAUUACUGGCAUUUAAAUAAUAAAAUCUUCUUAUGUAAAAGUUGCAUGACAAGAGAAUUUCAAGAACAAACGAAAUUUAAAAAGAAGAAACUUGAAUUAUUUCGUAAAAUAAGAACAUGCUCAAAUAUUCACAUUCAUGAAGGCACGAAUGCAAAGAUAUGGCUGAUGCCUCCCGCUGCAAUCAAACAAUGGACAAGAAGAGAAACAUAUCUCUCAGCUUACUUGAAAGAUUAAAACAGAUUCCAUAAUAUAUAAUUUUUCAAUUUUAAA
Molecule: messenger RNA, 1432 nt
Organism: Wasmannia auropunctata (little fire ant)
Lineage: Eukaryota; Metazoa; Arthropoda; Insecta; Hymenoptera; Formicidae
Exons: 4
Coding region: 614-1396 (260 amino acids)
Biological process (GO): regulation of cell projection organization
Cellular component (GO): ciliary basal body
Molecular function (GO): cytoskeletal protein binding
Source: RefSeq, a predicted model, not a curated record